This is a messenger RNA of Haliotis rufescens (red abalone), 666 nucleotides long. RefSeq names its product acid-sensing ion channel 2-like. Gene Ontology annotation, cellular component: membrane. The record is from RefSeq and is a predicted model, not a curated record. NCBI's taxonomy places the organism in Eukaryota, Metazoa, Mollusca, Gastropoda, Lepetellida, Haliotidae. The coding region runs from base 1 to 666 and encodes 221 amino acids. Gene Ontology annotation, molecular function: ligand-gated sodium channel activity. The transcript is spliced from 3 exons. Gene Ontology annotation, biological process: sodium ion transmembrane transport.
AUGGUCAGUGUCGACGCCAAGGAGAGAGAUGCCAGCACGGACCUCAAAUUCUGGUGGUCACUGGCAAUAGCAGCGAUGACGGCACUGCUUAUAUUCAUGCUGGUCACAGCCAUGCGAGAGUUCUACACUUACCCUAAGAUGACCAGCUAUUCAGUAGAAGUCAUGGAGUCUCUUAUAUUCCCCGCAGUUACCAUUUGUAACUUCAGCCCUGUAAACAUAAGCAAGCUCAAUAUCAUGGACAACCAAGAGAUACUUAACUUUCUUCUACAGUCUAGUCCUUUGUAUGGACUAGCUACUGAGACAAACUAUGACAGUCAUGACUUUUUCAAAACCGAUUUAAGCGCGGCCUGGUAUGAGCAAGUUGCCAUGGAAAAGGAGACAAUGUUCAUCCUGUGCUGGUUCAACGGCGUGAAUUACCCAUGUGGGCCCCUGUUUACCCCAGUGCAUACAGCUACAGGGAUGUGCUACCAGUUUAAUGUCAACGCCAGCUCCCCACUGACAACAACGAUGACUGGCAGCUCCACCAACCUGGUCGUUUUGGUUUACGUGGAUCAAGACAACUAUGUGUUUUCCCAAGAACCUGCAUCAGGAGUCGUGAGGCACGUGAGAGAACCUCCUCUGAUGCUACAUGACGAAAAUAAGGGUUUUCAAUUCCUUUCAAAAUAG